AUUUAGUCUGAAAACAUCAUUACAGAUCAGCACCAAACGGUGACAACGCACUGCGCCUAAGCUGAAAGUCCGAUAGUCGGACAACUUUUGAAUGUUCAGGAAGAGCAUAGUCGCACUCGCACAGCAGCACACUACCACCGCAAAGCUCAUACAUGUUGCGUCAACCUGUUCAAACUCGUUCCAGCGCUGACCAUUAGAAAAAAAAAAAAAUAGUACGGUAAUUGACCAUAGAUGUUGCGUUUAAGAUUUAAUUACUGAUACUUCAUGAUGGAAAUAAGUCUGAGUGCGGCAAAACAAGGCGUAGAACACCGCAAGCGCCAAAAUUUUGCCGACAAAAUAAUACACUUACGCAUGCAGAAAUACAAAUGCCAUGACUUCCCUAUCAGUGGCUUGUAGUGUGCUAUGAGAACAUCAAAGAAUAGUUCUUUUUCAUUUUGCCUAAAAGGCACCCAGCUGACAUAAUUUUUCAUCAACAUUAUGCACUGCAUGUGAAGUGUCUUGACCAGUGCCAAGGUAUUUGAUCAUCAGCCUUAGCGUUAUCACCGUUCUUGCAAAACAAUCUGCACAACAGCAUACUCUACAAUGUAAGGCUAAAUUCAUAGAACCUGCUUUUGUUUUAUGGUAGAGCUGUAUCUUCAAUAUGGUGUAUUAUUAAGGAAUCAUCCUCAAGAUGUGCCCCAAGCACAAAAGACUCUUGUGGCCAGCACAGGACAGGAACUUUCAUGGUUGUUUGGUGCCACAGGCGUUCUGUUCUUCUGGGAUGGACGAAAGCCAAGGAUCAGCAGACAAAUGUGUGACCUUCACAUCAGGCCACUGCUUGCUCAGCAAGUACGCAAUGUCGGAAGCUCCAGCAACAAUGGAAAAGAACCACCUGUGAUGUCUGAAGUUCAGGCGACGAUAGUAAAGGCUGUCAGUGGUCAUCGUAGGAAACUGGAUGUAACUAAGGACUACACAGAGCGAAACUUUGUGACACCAGUCCGGGCAAUGAGUGACUAUCUGUUGAAACCAAGUGAUCUGGAGGGACUGCGCAUGGUUCAUCGGAGGAGUCCUUACGAAGAUGCACCACCAAUCACCGUGUACUUGCGCCGAGAUGUCGAAGCCAAGGCAUUGGAAGUCUGGGGUUCAUAUGACGCAUUACAAAAAGAGCAUGAGAGGAGGCGAAGGGAAGAGCAAAAGUACCGAGAGAGCAUGUCCAAUGUCAAGAGCAUUCUAAAAGAGUACCAACGUGCUGAAAGAGCCAGUCAAGAGGCUAAGAGGAGGGAACAAAUUCUUCAAGGUUCAGGACGUGUCGUGCACACGGCAGUGGUGAUAAAUGGCCUGAACUUUGCCUUUAAAGGAGCGGCAUGGCUCUAUACAGGAUCGCACAGCAUGUUUGCUGAAGCCAUCCACUCACUGUCGGACACCUGCAACCAGCUGUUGCUGGCUUUUGGAAUUCACAAGUCGAUCCAGCAAGCUAACCCAGAUCACCCUUAUGGCUACCACAACAUGCGUUAUGUCUCGUCACUUAUCAGUGGAGUGGGCGUGUUCUUCUUCGGUGCUGGUCUUGCAUGGUAUCAUGGCAUCAAGGGACUGAUGCACCCUGAAGAGCUUGAGUCGCUCUACUGGGCCUUCUUCAUUCUUGGUGGCUCACUCAUCUCAGAAGGAGGAACUUUCAUGGUGGCAUUCAAUGAGCUUAAAAAGGGUGCCCGUAGGGAGAAGAUGACCAUGUUGGAAUAUGUGAAGCGCAGCCGUGACCCAAGCGUCAACGUGGUGCUUUUGGAGGACAUGGCCGCUGUAUUGGGAGUGACCGUGGCUGCAGCCUGCAUGGGCCUGGCCACACACCUGGGGGAUCCCACCUAUGAUGCCAUUGGAUCGCUUAUCAUAGGCACCCUGCUGGGAUCGGUGGCCGCCUUCAUUGUCUACUCCAACUCGGUUGCGCUGGUCGGCCGCUCCAUUCCUUUUGAUGCCAUGCAACAGAUCAACAAAGAGCUCGAGAAUGACGUCAUGAUCAGGGCCAUUCAUGAUGUGAAGGCAACAGAUAUGGGCAACUAUGUUGUUCGUUACAAAGCUGAAAUCGACAUUGAUGGUCGCGAACUCACCAAGUCCUACCUAGACACUCAGGACAUGGAACUUCUCCUAGAGGAAGUUAUCAACAUAGAAACCAUUGAGCAAUUGGAUGCUUUCAUGCUGAAGCAUGGAGAGAACAUUGUGGACCUCUUAGGGGCACAGGUGGACAGAAUUGAAAGCAAUUUGAAGAAGCGGCACCCAGAAGUUCGUCAUGUGGAUUUGGAAGUGCUGUGAAUAGGACGGCUAAAGUACUGGGUUGAAUGCCCUGUGCUGUGCAAUGUAUUUGUACAUAGUUUCUACUUAAGUGUAGUUUACAAAUGGCUGAACAUUAAAAAUCAAGUGCAUAAGUGAUAAAUUAUGUCUUUGUGCUAUCCUCCUGCAAUUUCAAGAUAGGACAUGCUCAUUAGGCAUGUAGAGAGAGAGAGAAAGGAGAUGGGAAAGGCAGAAAGGUUAACGGGAAGACAAGCUUCUGGUUUGCUACCCUGCACUGGGAGAAGGGUAAGGGGGGAAAUAAAUACAGAAGGAAUGGCAGAGGAAGAAAGAAAUGCACAAAAGAAAGCAGACGUUUAGAUGUGUAUUUAGUGAAGGACCUAGCUGUGUACUUCUUGGACGAGAUUGUCUGUUUUUCCUUGCAAACGUAUGGACAUUUGCCUACAGAUGGGAAUAAUAACUUGCCACAGUG
Messenger RNA from Dermacentor andersoni, 2728 nucleotides. RefSeq names its product solute carrier family 30 member 9 (gene ZnT49B). Gene Ontology annotation, molecular function: monoatomic cation transmembrane transporter activity. Gene Ontology annotation, cellular component: membrane; endoplasmic reticulum. The record is from RefSeq and is a predicted model, not a curated record. Gene Ontology annotation, biological process: transmembrane transport; intracellular zinc ion homeostasis; zinc ion transport. NCBI's taxonomy places the organism in Eukaryota, Metazoa, Arthropoda, Arachnida, Ixodida, Ixodidae.